AUGCUCUCUCGUGUACCCGACAUCCCGGGAACGCUCUUGGAAGAUCAGGAGACGCACUACCACCUUUCCGAACGUGUCUCUCAGCUAUGCGGUCUAUCAAAUAACAGAUUCCCUGGCUCGCAACCAGUUUCAUUCACCGUCGCCUCCCUCGAAAUGCUCGAGAAGAUGGAUUUCUGGGUAUGUGAGAAGAGUGAUGGUGUGAGGGUAUUGGUAUUCAUAGUGUACAACAAGAUGAGUCAGCAGCAAGAGGUUUGGUUGAUUGAUCGAAAACAACGUUAUUUCCGAAUACAAGACCUUCACUUCCCUCAUUGGGAAAAAGCAGAUCAACCUCUACAAGAAACUCUUCUGGAUGGAGAGAUGGUCCUUGACUACGACUCUCGUACCAAUGUCGAAACCCUCAGGUUGUACGCUUUUGACUGUCUAGUGCUCAACGGAGAGAAUAUCAUGCAGAAACCCAUGGCUAAACGUUAUGGACGACUCAAAGUGUGGGUCAUCGAACCAUGGCAGAAAGCGUUGAAAGCGUAUCCUGAAUGGAGGGAAUCUCUGCCUUUCGAUGUCGUUGCGAAGGAGCAAGAAUUGUCAUAUCACAUUAAACAAGUGUUAAACGUCCACAUACCCAGACUUCAACAUGGACACGAUGGUCUCAUCUUUACUUGUGCCGAGUCACAGUAUGUCUCAGGGACAGAUGAGAAAAUUCUCAAAUGGAAACCUCCUUCGGAAAACUCUAUAGAUUUCAAACUCGAACUUCGUUUCCCUCCUGACCGUCCGGGAUCUUCUCAGCCGGAUUUUUACGCAAAACCAGAAUUCCAUCUAUAUACUUGGUUGGGAAAGGAAGAAUAUGAAUUCUAUGAUAUAAUGGAUGUCGAUGAUGAUGAGUGGGAGAGGAUGAAAGAGACAAACGAGCAAUACGACGAUCGUAUCAUUGAAGUUUGCUGGGAUUUUUCAAAAGGUACAUGGAAAAUGAUGAGAUUAAGGGAUGAUAAACCUCAUGCAAAUCAUAAGAGUAUAAUGGAGAAGAUACUCGUGAGCAUUGAAGAUGGUGUAGAAAUUGAGGCUUUACUAGCCCACACGGACUCUAUUCGACAUGCUUGGAAAUCUCGAGAAGCUCAUCGAAACCCUAAUUCUCAUUCUGACCCUUCUCAAUCUUUACCUCAAUCAAAAUCCCAACCCACACUCCCUCCUACCACACCGGGAAUCCCAACUUAUCCCGCCACACCGGGUAAUGUGAACCAUCCCAUCACUCCUGCCGGUUGGGCACCCGUCACUCCUGGACCGACACCAGGUCAUGGACUCGUCCCUGGUCUCAAGAGAUGA
This is a messenger RNA of Tremella mesenterica DSM 1558, 1314 nucleotides long. RefSeq lists its product as uncharacterized. Gene Ontology annotation, molecular function: mRNA guanylyltransferase activity; ATP binding; DNA ligase (ATP) activity. Bases 1 to 1314 code for a protein of 437 amino acids. The transcript is spliced from 7 exons. Gene Ontology annotation, cellular component: mRNA capping enzyme complex. Gene Ontology annotation, biological process: DNA recombination; 7-methylguanosine mRNA capping; DNA repair. The record is from RefSeq and is a predicted model, not a curated record. NCBI's taxonomy places the organism in Eukaryota, Fungi, Basidiomycota, Tremellomycetes, Tremellales, Tremellaceae.